CGCGGGCGGGGCGCUGCGCUCUCGCCGCCCCGGGGUGUGGUUCCCGCGGCCCGGCCGGGCGCGGAGGCGGGUUUAAGGAGGCGGCCGGCCGGGCCCGGUUCACUCGCGCUCCCGCCGCCACCGCGCCCCGCCAUGGAGCGGCCGCCGCCGCGCGCCCUGCUCCUCGGCGCCGCCGGGCUGCUGCUCCUGCUCCUGCCCCUCUCCUCUUCCUCCUCUUCGGACGCGUGCGGGCCCUGCGAGCCGGCCGCCUGCCCGGCCCUGCCCCCGCGGGGCUGCCCGCUGGGCGAGACCCGCGACGCGUGCGGCUGCUGCCCGGUGUGCGCCCGCGGCGAGGGCGAGCCGUGCGGGGGCGGCGGCGCCGGCAGGGGGCACUGCGCGCCGGGCAUGGAGUGCGUGAAGAGCCGCAAGAGGCGGAAGGGCAAAGCCGGGGCGGCAGCCGGCGGCCCGGGGGUGAGCGGCGUGUGCGUGUGCAAGAGCCGCUACCCGGUGUGCGGCAGCGACGGCACCACCUACGCCAGCGGCUGCCGGCUGCGCGCCGCCAGCCUGCGGGCCGAGAGCCGCGGGGAGAAGGCCGUCACCCAGGUCAGCAAGGGCACCUGCGAGCAAGGUCCCUCCAUAGUGACGCCCCCCAAGGACAUCUGGAACGUCACUGGCGCCCAGGUGUACUUGAGCUGUGAGGUCAUUGGAAUCCCAACGCCUGUCCUCAUCUGGAACAAGGUACAAAGGGGUCACUAUGGAGUUCAAAGGACAGAACUCCUGCCUGGUGACCGGGACAACCUGGCCAUUCAGACCCGGGGUGGCCCAGAAAAACAUGAAGUGACUGGCUGGGUGCUGGUGUCUCCUCUAAGUAAGGAAGAUGCCGGAGAAUAUGAGUGCCACGCGUCCAAUUCCCAGGGACAGGCUUCGGCAUCUGCAAAAAUUACAGUGGUUGAUGCCUUACAUGAAAUACCAGUGAAAAAGGGUGAAGGUGCUGAGCUAUAAUCAAGCAGAAUAUGUAUUAGUCUGCACAGCUAAAAGUAGUUGUGGAUAACUACAACCCCCGUUCUUGCCUAAUAACAAGUUUCUUUUAAUCCAGUCUACUAACACUUUAUAUUCACUGGUUGGACACAGAGAGACACAAAAUAAAGAUAACACAUGAAGACUAUCUACAAAAAUUUAUUGUCUAUUUACAGAAGAAUGAAAGCAUGCAUGUCAUUAAACAAAACAAAUUAAAUGCUUUUUAUUGCAAUGCA
Messenger RNA from Lemur catta (Ring-tailed lemur), 1232 nucleotides. RefSeq names its product insulin like growth factor binding protein 7 (gene IGFBP7). The record is from RefSeq and is a predicted model, not a curated record. Gene Ontology annotation, cellular component: extracellular region. NCBI's taxonomy places the organism in Eukaryota, Metazoa, Chordata, Mammalia, Primates, Lemuridae. The coding region runs from base 133 to 981 and encodes 282 amino acids. Gene Ontology annotation, biological process: regulation of signal transduction; regulation of cell growth. The transcript is spliced from 5 exons. Gene Ontology annotation, molecular function: insulin-like growth factor binding.